CAGGUCUAGGGAGUUCUCAACAGUAACAAGAAUCCGGAAUGAUUUAUUAAUAACCUCUCACGUGAUAAUAGCUCUAUUCCUUAUCGACAGGAUACGUUAAUAUUAUUUUUAGGAAAAUCUAUUGUUUGUUUUAACUUAGUUUUUGUAGGCUAUGUGCUGUGUUUCCAUAAAUUUUAGAGAUAACCGUUAUCACUAGUCAUAUUCUGUAAUUGAACAAAUGCGUAUCGAUGGAUUUGAUAGCUUUCUGGAGUGUUGAUGUACACUAACUUAUAACAAAGUUACUUUUUUAUCUUUGAAAACAGUUUUGUUUUUUUUAUUCACGACAACUGAUAACAAGUUCAUCAAGGUUAAAAAGGUAACUAGUGGGCCUGCAAUGGGUAGCGGCGGGGCAGGGGAACAGCAGUUCUGUCUACGUUGGCACAACUACCAGAGCAGUUUGCUGGCGACGUUGCCACUUCUCCUGGACGGCGAUGACCUCACUGACGUCACACUGUGCGCCGGCGGAAAGAGUCUCAAGGCGCAUCGGGUUGUGUUGUCGGCCUGCAGUCAGUACUUCAAGGAUCUCUUCAAGGAGAUGCAACCACUACAGCACCCGGUAAUAGUGGUGCCAGGGGCCGAGUUCAAUGACCUCUGUGCGCUGGUGACCUUCAUGUACAGCGGGGAGGUCAACAUCUACCAGCAUCAGCUGAGCAGUCUGCUCACAAUGGCCGACACCCUCCACAUCAGGGGCCUCGCCGAGUUUACUGCCAAUCCGAGCUUCCUGAACAGCAGCGUCGGAGAUCAGCGCAAAUCGUCAGCUGCUGAGCCAGCAAACAAUCAGCCGCGCAGUAAGCGAGCCAAAAUGAUGACGUCAGCAACAGAAGAUCUCCUCCUCUUCCCGGCUGCCACCACCAAGCCACCCUCCUCCUCCUCCUCCUCACUGCUCCUCCAUCACUCUAGCCAUCAUCACAAACCAAAGACACAUAAGCCGGCUGUCAAGCCUGAUCCUGAGAUCAUCGCCUCAUACUGGGACACGUUCGGUCAGCAUAUGGCCGAAGAUUUGAGCCAAAGAGUGAACAGUAGUGGUGGCGGUAGCGGAUUGGUGGGAGUUGACGAAGGUCUCCUGCUGUCGUCUGCUGAUCUGCUGAUGAGUCAGCAGGAAAAGCAGCAUCAGCAGGUCAAACAGGAGCAACAGGAACAGGAUGGGGCUUCCCCCACCACACCCCCCGGCCCUCCCAGUACUACACCACCCGAUAACAACAACACAUACACACAGCCCACUGAUCUCACCCAAGGUAACAGUAUGGAACCAAAGCUACGCGGCUCUCAAAACUCUGGACCAGGAGCAGGUGGCGGCUCCAAGCUGUACGCCACCUGCUUUGUGUGCGGCAAACAGCUGAGCAACCAGUACAAUCUGCGCGUGCACAUGGAAACGCAUCAGAACGCGCACUACGCAUGCACCGUGUGCAGCCACGUGUCCAGGUCGCGUGAUGCGCUCAGGAAACACGUGUCCUAUCGCCAUCCGCAGACUGCGGGAGGGGGAGGUGAUGCGGCGAACACCAAUACAAGCGCAGGUAACAGGAGUAGGCAAGCGGCGACGGCUGCGUUGCAACAGCAGCCUUGACCUUUCAAGGUGACCUCUUCAUUUCCAGUUGCAUGCUCCUGGUAUCUCAAGGUGAAGGAUAGUGUUCAGAUCACCUCUUCCUUUAUGAUUCUGUGCUCCUGAUACCUAAAGUAUUUAUUAGGUACCUCCAGUUUCAUGGUUCUGCUCCUGGUACCUUAAGGUAGAGGAGACCACCUCUUCCUUUAUGAUUCUGAGCUCCUGAUAACUAAAAUACUUAUUGGGUACCUCCAGUUUCAUGCUCCUGGUACCUGAAGGUGAAGGAUAUUGUUCAGACCACUUCUUCCUUUAUGAUUCUAUGCUCCUGAUACCGAAGUACUUUGUGUCAAAGUAUCUUUUUCAGUUUCAUGGUCCUGGUACUUAGAGUACUAUUGGUACCAAAGGGGAUACAGGAAGUUUUGAUAUCAUCUCUUCCUCUCUGAUUCUAUGCUUCUUAUACCUAAAACUGCUUUGUGUUAAAAGUAUCAGGUACCUCAUAUUUUCCAGUUUCAUGGUCCUGGCGCCUAAAGUACUAUUGUGCCAAAGUAGAUGCAGGCAAUGUUGAUACUGGCAAUGUUGAAACCACCUCUUCCUUUCUGAUUCUAUGCUCCUGAUACCUAAAACUGCUUUGUGUUGAAAGUAUCAGGUACCUCAUAUUUUCCAGUUUCAUGGUCCUGGUACCUAAAGUACUAUUGUACCAAAGUUCUGAUACCUAAAGUACUAUUAUGCCAAAGGGGAUUCAGGCAGUAUUAAUACCAUCUCUUCCUUUCUUAUUCUCUGCUCCUGAUACAUAAGUAAUUUGUGUUAAAGGAAUUAUAGGUACAGGUGGUCCUGAUCUUUUUCAGUCCUGUUACUUAGGCCUGCUAUUGGCCUAUUAUCCAAUAGACCUACUAUUGUGCCAAAUGUUAUAAAAGGAAGUGUUGAUACCACCUCUUCCUCACUAAUUCUGAGCUCCUUUUAACCAAAGUAUAACUUUGUUUAAUAGAAGUAUAGUUAGUGUUUGUACCAACUCCUCUUCAGUUUUAGGUCAUGAUAUCUGAGGCACUUUUGUCUCAAAUGUAUUGAUCAAAGAGUAUUGAUACCUAUAACUUUCCAGGAUGCAUAGAGUACUUUUGUGCCAAAGAGAAAACGGUUAGUUUUGAUACCUCUUCCCUACCAGUUUCUUGCUCCUGGUACCUAAAGGAUAUUUGUGCCAAACGUAACCUCCUCAUUGCCAGCUGCAUGCUCCAAAUACUUGAAGUACUUUUGUACUUCAAAGGGUAUACCAAUAGUCUUGAUAAUUCUUCCUUUCAAUUUCAUGCUCUUGAUUCUUCCUUGCACAUAUUUUGUUCAGCUUUUCCUGCACUAUCGAAUGUGUAAUAUUUGAUGAACCAGGCCCCUGUUUUACACAGUAAUCACAAAAAUAUUAAGUAACCUCCUACUCUUUUUAAACUCGUAACUCCUGGUAACUUGGCCAGUUUAUGAAUCAAGCUCCUGGUAUGUAAAAGACUAGGACAAAACAGGUAGCAGGAGCAAAGAAUGUUGUUUGUGAUUACCUCCUCCCUUUCGAUUCCUAGAACUUGGUGACAUCAUACUUCCUUUCAACUCCUGGUACUCGUGCACCUUUGUACGGUGCUUUCCCAUUAGCCAAAUUGUGUUAUUGUUAUUAUCGAAUCUAGUUGGUUAAUUGUUGACGAAUUUUAGUGGUACAAAUACGUUGUUGGGCGGUCUGUGUUGGGGUAGAUGAUAGUGAUGUGAUAAUGAAUAUCAAGUUGAUUUGAGAGAAAAUUAUGUGAUUAUAAUGAUAUCAUUUCAAUAUUGAAAGUUCAUUAAAAUCGAAAUGUUAAAUACGGUAUAUUCAUAAAAUGAAUUGAGACGAUAAACGUUUGAGAGAAGACUGUGAUCAAACUUCAAGCUAGUUAUCUGGGAUAAUAGUUGGAAAAUGAUAACACAAACUCUUGAAAGAAAAAAGUGUAUUCUAUCCUAACACAGAUUAUAGAAACAUAAUUAGACAAGUGAGAGUAUUUUGUUUUGAGGUUAGUUGUUGAUUUUUCGUUUUAUUCUAUUAUAUUUAUUGUACAUAAACAAGAGUUAUUAUUUAUUGUUGAUCGGUCGGUUAGUGGAACUGUACCCCACUAAAUAUUUAGAGAAAUUUCUAUAUUUUAGGAAAUGUUGAGUACCUAUGUACAAUGAUUGUUGUACCAUCGUAGGGAAGAAGUUUAGUUGAAUAGUUUUCAUUUGUGACGGAUUUGAGAAAGUUGAAAUUUAUAACAAUUACUGUUACCACAUUACAUUUAAAUAUUACACAUAUCCCAGAACGUAUUAAUACAUUUUGAUACCUAAGAUGUAAUAUAGCUACAUAGAUACAAAGAUCGUUUAUUCAAAAAACUUGAAGUUGCCAUAUAGUAAUAAUAGAUGCAAUGUUUGAAAAUUGGCAUUAAAUCUUAUAAAUUAUGAACUUUUCUUGAUUGAUUUGUAGGCUGUAUGAUAAGAACUUUACUUAUACUACUUUACCUAUACCCUACUUUAUCUAAAAUGUUACCAUAAUAUACAGUAAUUGUACUCCUGACAUUUUUGAAUAUCAUUGGAAUAAUAUAGAUUAAAUUAAAUUCAAAGCAUCAAUUUACAGGGAAUAGCUCUUAUUUUACAUCACUAUUCGAAUGAGGACUAAGUUCUACUUUUCAAUGAAUUUUAGCUCUGCUUCACUGAACCACAAACCGUAGGUUAUAGAUUUUUAUGGGGGUAUUCACACAUUGGUAACUCGUGCUAGUCUGCCUUUGUGUGAAUUCUCCCAUAAGAACUAAUGCUUUUAUCACGGUUUUUGUUUCUUACAAGUAGAAUAGAUGAAAUUCAUUGGAAAUAUGGAUUCAGUGAUAGUGUAUGUCUGAAAUGAAAUGCUGUCCAUUAUCCUUACUGUGGAAAAACUUGGGAAAAUGCUUCUUAUAAAAAUCGAUUUGAGUAGUAUUUUUUAAGUGAAGAUUUGAUGAAUAAAUGAGAAGUUUUGAAUUAUGAUUAUAUCCUCUAAUAAUGGAGAAACAUAUUUUAAAACUUGGGAAAAUGCUUGUUAUAAAAAUCGAUUUGAGUAGUAAUUCUGAAGGAAAGAUUUGAUGAAUGAGGAGUUUUUAAUUAUGAUUAUAUCCUCUAAUAAUGGAGAAACAUUUACAUGAAGUUGACGUGCAAACUAGGUUGAUUUGAUAAUUUAUUCUUCUUAAUUCUAUUCUAAGAGUUUUGAUACUGAAUUU
Nilaparvata lugens (brown planthopper) is the source of this 4800-nucleotide messenger RNA. RefSeq names its product broad-complex core protein isoforms 1/2/3/4/5. Gene Ontology annotation, molecular function: protein binding. Gene Ontology annotation, cellular component: nucleus. Gene Ontology annotation, biological process: regulation of transcription by RNA polymerase II. The transcript has 7 exons. Bases 374 to 1603 code for a protein of 409 amino acids. The record is from RefSeq and is a predicted model, not a curated record. NCBI's taxonomy places the organism in Eukaryota, Metazoa, Arthropoda, Insecta, Hemiptera, Delphacidae.